Messenger RNA from Carlito syrichta (Philippine tarsier), 1362 nucleotides. RefSeq names its product keratin 32 (gene KRT32). NCBI's taxonomy places the organism in Eukaryota, Metazoa, Chordata, Mammalia, Primates, Tarsiidae. Gene Ontology annotation, molecular function: structural molecule activity. The transcript is spliced from 7 exons. The record is from RefSeq and is a predicted model, not a curated record. Bases 1 to 1362 code for a protein of 453 amino acids.
AUGACAUCCAACUGCUGUGUCACCAAUAGCUUGCAAACUUCUGUAAAGAGCUGUCCCCGGCCUUUCUCCGUCUGCUCCAGCAGCAUGAGUGGCCGGCCUGAGCUGUGCCUGGGCUAUGUCUGCCAGCCCAUGGCAUGCCUGUCUUCCAUCUGCAUGCCCACCACCUUCCGGCCAGCCAGCGGCUUCUCCAAGACCUACCUGUCCAGCUCCUACCAGCCCAGCAGCUGCCGGCCAGUCAGUGGCAUUGCCAGCUCCAUGGGCACCUGUGGAUGGUUCCGUGAGGGCUCCUUCAAUGGCAAUGAGAAGGAGACCAUGCAGUUCCUGAAUGACCGCCUGGCCAGCUACAUGGAGAAGGUGCGCCAGCUGGAGCGGGAGAAUGCAGAACUAGAGGGCAAGAUCCAAGAGGCCUGCCAGGCCCAGGUGGUCACCCUGUGCCCUGACUACCAGUCUUACUUCAGGACCAUAGAAGAGCUCCAGCAGAAGAUUCUGUGCACCAGGGCAGAGAAUGCCAGGAUGGUCGUGCACAUUGAUAACGCCAAGCUGGCUGCUGACGACUUCCGGACCAAGUACGAGGCAGAGCUGGCCAUGCGGCAGCUGGUAGAGGCCGACAUUAAUGGGCUGCGCAGGAUCUUGGAUGACUUGACCCUGUGCAAAGCUGACCUGGAGGCCCAGGUGGAGUCCCUGAAGGAGGAGCUGCUCUGUCUCAAGAAGAACCAUGAGGAGGAAGUCAGUGCCCUCCGAUGUCAGCUUGGGGACCGCCUUAACAUUGAGGUGGAUGCUGCACCCCCCGUGGACCUGACCAGGGUGCUGGACGAGAUGCGGUGUCAGUAUGAGACCAUGGUGGAGACCAACCGCAGGGACGUGGAGGAAUGGUUCAAUGUGCAGAUGGAGGAGCUCAGCCAGCAGGUGGCCACAAGCUCCGAGCAGCUUCAGAGCUACCAGUCGGAUAUCAUUGACCUGAGACGCACAAUCAACACACUGGAGAUUGAGCUGCAGGCCCAGCACAGCCUGAGGGAUUCUCUGGAAAACACGCUGACAGAGACAGAGGCCCGCUACAGUGCCCAGCUGGCCCAGAUGCAGGGCCUGAUCACCAACGUGGAGGCCCAGCUGGCUGAGAUCCGCUGUGACCUUGAGCGGCAGAACCAGGAGUACCAGGUGCUGCUGGAUGUCCGGGCGCGGCUGGAGGGCGAGAUCGACACGUACCGGGGCCUGCUGGAGAGCGAGGACAGCAAGCUGCCCUGUAAUCCAUGCUCCACGCCUGCCUGUGCCCCCUGUGCGCCCUCCCCAGGUGUGCCCCGCACCGUCUGCGUGCCCCACACUGUGUAUGUGCCCUGCUCGCCCUGCCCCCCGGGUCGCUACUGA